AUGCCUUACAGCACCAUCGCACCCAAGUCGAAGCCCCUCCCGCCGGGGGUCUACACCCCCAUCGUCACAAUCUACAAAGCAGGCGAUCCUCUGCAACCCGUAGACCAUGACGCGCUUUACAAGCAAUGCCAGGCGUUAGUCCGCGCCGGGAUGCACGGCCUAGUCUACCUGGGAACCAACGGCGAGCUCGUCCUUCUGACAGUCGAUGAGCGCAAGGCCAUUCUCGAAACAGCAGUACGCGCAAUCAAAGACCUCGGGAAGCCUGACUACCCUAUUGUAGCUGGCAUAUCCGCAGAGUCAACCCGUGAAGCCAUUAUCAACGAGAAAGAUGCUGGCGCAGCGGGCGCAAGUUUCGGACUCUUGCUGCCGCCCAGCUACUGGGCCAAAGCCUUGUCCAACGACGCGAUAUUGGGGUACUACCGGGACGUCGCGGAUAACUCACCCAUCCCCAUUGUCAUUUACAAUUUCCCUGGCGUCACGUCCGGCGUGGACCUUGAUUCGGACCACAUAACCGCUCUCGCGUCGCAUCCCAACAUUGUGGCUGUGAAGUUGACCUGCGGUAACGUCGGCAAGGUGACUCGUUUGACGAGCAAGUUCACGCAUGAGCAAUUUGGUGUUUUUGGUGGUAGCAGCGACUAUCUUCUUCCUACACUACAGGCUGGAGGAAGUGGUUGCGUAACGGGCAUGGGAAACAUCUUUCCGGGUUCAACGUCAGCCGUGUAUGAUCUGUGGAAGGCCGGGAAGGCUGACGAAGCUCUCAAACUGCAGUAUGAUGUUGCGAAUGCGGAGUGUGCUUGCAAGAAGGGUAUUGCCUUGACAAAGUACGGUGCUUGGCACUUCUUUGGUCGCGAUAUCGGGCUUACUGACGAAUCAUCGUGGGAGAUGAGGCGACCGUAUCUACCACUCGGCGACGCCACUAAGAAAUGGGCUCUAGAAACACUUGGGGUACUCGGAGAUACAGAAAAGCGAAGGUCGUGGAGCAAAUAG
Messenger RNA from Colletotrichum phormii, 987 nucleotides. Its product is annotated as dihydrodipicolinate synthase. Lineage: Eukaryota; Fungi; Ascomycota; Sordariomycetes; Glomerellales; Glomerellaceae. The record is from RefSeq and is a predicted model, not a curated record. The transcript has a single exon. Bases 1 to 987 code for a protein of 328 amino acids. Gene Ontology annotation, molecular function: 4-hydroxy-tetrahydrodipicolinate synthase activity.